This is a messenger RNA of Eucalyptus grandis, 2457 nucleotides long. Its product is annotated as putative disease resistance RPP13-like protein 1. The record is from RefSeq and is a predicted model, not a curated record. Gene Ontology annotation, biological process: defense response to other organism. NCBI's taxonomy places the organism in Eukaryota, Viridiplantae, Streptophyta, Magnoliopsida, Myrtales, Myrtaceae. Gene Ontology annotation, molecular function: ADP binding. The transcript has 2 exons. Bases 1 to 2457 code for a protein of 818 amino acids.
AUGGCCAUUGGAGAUAUCUUUUUGGGUUCCUUCUUUCAAAUUCUGCUUGACAAGUUGGCUUCUCUGGGAUUGGACUAUGCUCAACAGGAAGGAAGUAGCACCACCCUCCUCCAUAAGUGGAAGGGGAUGCUAGAAACAAUCUAUGCUGUGUUGGGUGAUGCAGAGGAUAAGCAAUUGAGCGGUGACAAUCUAGUGAAGCUAUGGUUGGACGAUGUUAGGGACUUGGCCUAUGACAUGGAAGACUUGCUCGAUGAUUUUGAGAUCAAGGCUGCUCAGGCCAAGUUGGAGACAGAAUCUACAACAAGUAGAGGUCAGUUGAAAAGAAAGUUUUCUUUCUUUAGCCGACCACGCUUACUUGUGUCUAAAACCAAGUUACAAGAGAUUAGUGGCAGGUUUGAAGAGAUUGUCACCGCAAAGGCUCCCCUAAGCUUGAUGAAGAAUGUUGUGGACAGAUCCCACUACACCAACAAAAGGCUACCCAGUACUUCUCUACCGGAAUUUCAAUUUUUCGGUAGGGAGAAGGAAGAAGCACAAGUACUUGAAUUAUUAAUCAGUGACGUCCAAAAUUCCGAUGCCACUCUGAGCAUAAUCCCCAUAGUUGGGAUGGCUGGUAUUGGAAAGACAGCCUUGGCUCAACGAAUAUAUAAUGAUGCAAGAGUGAGUAGCUAUUUCGAGAGGAAAGCAUGGGUUUGUGUUUCAGAUGUUUUUGAUAUUCUCGACAUAACAAAGACUAUUUUGUGGUCGGUCACCGAACUACCCUCUGAGGACAAAGAUCUUAAUGGGCUUCAAGUAAAGUUGAAGGACAGUCUAUCCAGAAAGAAGUUUCUUGUAGUUUUAGACGACGUCUGGAAUGAGAAGUAUGGAGAAUGGACAUCCCUCUUAAAGCCAUUUGAAGUGGGGGUUAAGGGAAGUAAGAUCAUCAUUACGACACGCAACCUUCCUGUUGUUUCCAUAACAGGAGCUUUGCCAUAUCCAUUGAAAGAGUUAUCAAUCGAUAACUGUAUCGGCUUAUUAACCUUUCAUGCUUUGGGAGCAAGAAAUUUUGAGAGGCACCCAAAUCUUGAAAUAAUAGGCAAUAAAAUAGCUGAAAAAUGUAGGGGUUUACCUUUGGCAGCAAAGAUGUUGGGUGGUCUCCUACGUAAUAAAGAGAAUCCCGAUGAAUGGGAAGCCAUCUUAAAUAACAAAAUAUGGGAUGCAAUGAUGGAAAAAAAUGAUGAGGUUCUUCCAGAUUUGAAAUUGAGCUAUGUCAAUCUUCCUUCAUAUUUGAAGAGAUGUUUUGUUUAUUGCACAGUAUUUCCAAAGGCCUAUGAAAUUGAUAGGGAUGAGCUAGCACUCUUAUGGAUAGCAGAGGGCUUUUUAGAUGGACAAAAAGCAAAAGAGAAUAUCUUGAGAUUAGGACGGAAUUACUUUGAUGAGUUAGUAUCCAGAUCAUUUUUCCAACAAUCCAGUGUUCACACAUCGAAGUUUUUAAUGCACGAUCUUUUGAAUGACCUAGCAAAGUCAAUUGCAGGUGCAACGUGCUUUACCUUUGGGGAGUCUUGGGAAGUGAAUGAUGAAGAUGAUGCCUCUUUCAAGAAAGCUCGUUAUGCAUCAGUCAUGUCAUCACUACAUCUUACAUCAAGAUGCUUGAGAGCAUAUGAAGGUAGACUUAUUGUUCUAAAGAUGCUUCAUAUUGAGGGGUGCGAGGGAGUGGAGUCGUUGGAAGAGGUCAUUGUAAAACCGCUAGAAUCUUUGACUAUUGGCGGCUGUGAGAAUCUUGGAAGUCUACCACAGUGCCUUCAAAGGCUCUCCAAUCUAACUCAUUUAAAGAUUUGGAAUUGUCCAACAUUGGAGAUAGAGGAAUUCCCUUCCCUUCCCAUCACCUUGUCGUGGCUUACACUUUGGAAUUGUCCGAAGAUAAAGUCACUACCAAAUCAGUGGCACCAUCUUAAAUCCCUAUGUACGCUAAGAAUUGGGAGUUGCCAAAAUAUCAAAUGCUUCCCUCAAGGAGGUUUGCCUCCCAACUUGUUGUGGCUCAUAAUUAGAGGGUGCGAGAAUCUGAAGCAGCCAGUGAGAGAAUGGGGCUUGAACCUGCUUACAUCCCUUGAGGAACUGUCAAUUGAUGGAAGAAGCAUGGGAGACAAGGGAGAGAAUGUGUGGUUUCCUUCGGAGGACGAGGAUGCUUGGAGUCUUCUCUUUCCUUCCUCGCUAACCAAUCUUCAGAUAUUUCAUAUGAGGAAUGUGAAAAGACUAUCAAGUGGUCUUUGCAACGAUCUCUCCUCUCUCCAAUAUUUAUGGAUUGUAGAUUGCCCGAAGUUGAGGUACUUGACGGAGGAUGGCCUCUCUCCCUCCCUGCAAGAAUUGCACAUAGUUAGAUGCGAGAUCCUGAAAGACCGGUGCUCGAAACUAAGCGGCUACUAUUGGCCCCUCAUCCAAGAAGUCCCUAUCAUCUACAUUGAGAACGUUCGGGUCCAAUGA